AUGACGCAGAGUAAACCGGCAAAAAAGACUACAAAGACUGCAAAGUCUGGUGCUGAGGGAGGCAAGAAAGCUCCUGCUUCUGCCAAUGCCUCCAAAGGAGCAGGAGCUGCAAAAGCAGCUAAAGCCCCUGCUGGUGACAAGGGCAAAGCCCCUGCAGACAAGGCCAAGGCCCCAGCAGCUGGAAAAAAGGCUCCAGAGAAGGCUGCCAAAGCACCAGCAGCUGAGAAGACCCCCAAACCAGCGGGAGAGAAGGCAGCAAAACGGCCAGCGGCAGAGAAGGCAGCCGGAGGAGAAAAACCAGCAAAACGGCCUGCAGUAGAGAAAGGUGACAAAGCAGAAAAGCCAAAGGCCCCAAACCUAAAACUACAGCUGGAGCAAAAGCUAAAGGAGCUGUGGCGGGUAAAGCCAAGGGCAAAGCUGCUGGCAAAGGAGGUAAACGUGUGA
Macrobrachium nipponense is the source of this 444-nucleotide messenger RNA. RefSeq names its product late histone H1-like. Gene Ontology annotation, molecular function: structural constituent of chromatin; DNA binding. Lineage: Eukaryota; Metazoa; Arthropoda; Malacostraca; Decapoda; Palaemonidae. The coding region runs from base 1 to 444 and encodes 147 amino acids. The record is from RefSeq and is a predicted model, not a curated record. Gene Ontology annotation, biological process: nucleosome assembly. The transcript has 2 exons. Gene Ontology annotation, cellular component: nucleosome.